Molecule: messenger RNA, 3731 nt
Organism: Limulus polyphemus (Atlantic horseshoe crab)
Lineage: Eukaryota; Metazoa; Arthropoda; Merostomata; Xiphosura; Limulidae
Product: nucleolar transcription factor 1-A-like
Exons: 18
Coding region: 87-2477 (796 amino acids)
Source: RefSeq, a predicted model, not a curated record
UGGCCAUUCCAAGACUAGCAUCGUGAUAGAGCACGUCAUUCUGUUGGAGGAGAGUUAAUUCGAAGAAACAAAUUGAAUCAGGGAAAAUGGCGUCAGCAGCGACGAGCCCACAAGCGGGCUCCUCGCGAAGGAAGGGAGGGAAGCGACCGUCACUAGACUCUACUAACGGCCCCACCACCGAGGUGAAAACUGAAUCAUCAAGUCCAAAGAAAUUCAAGCAAAUAGAAGAUACCACUCCCGUAAAGACCAAGAAAGAAAAUACAGAACCAUCUACAGCUGCAAAGAACAACAAAAAAACAAAGGAGCCUGAGACAAUUAAAGAAGAAGCAAGUCUUCAGGCUAAUAAAGAAAAUCAGAGUAAUCGAAGUGGUGUUGCAUUUGAUUGGACAUCAGAGGAUCUUAGUCAUUUGAUUAACAACUUAGCAACCUGCUUGCCCAAAAUAGACACUGUGAGGUAUAAUACACUCGUGGAGAAACUGGACUGGGACAAGGUGUGCUUUGGUUCAUACACUGGUGUGCAGUGUAAGGAGAAAUGGUUGCAAAUCAUGACAAGGCUACGUCGCUUUAGAACACUUACUGACAUGGUAAAUGAUGCCAAGGAAUGGGUAAAACACCCAUGGUCAUCAUUUUCAUCAUCUAAGAAGCAGAAACAUCCUGAAAUGCCAAAGAAGCCAUUGACCCCUUACUUCAGAUAUUUUUUGGAAAAACGACAGAAAUACAGCCGUGAACAUCCUGAUAUGUCCAUGACAGACCUUGCUAAGCUAUUGUCAAAAAAGUUUCAGCAACUACCAGAGAAGAAAAAAUUAAAAUACAAAGAGAGCUAUGAAAAAGAAAAUGAAGUUUACAAACAGGAGCUUGAGAAAUUUAAAAAAGAACAUCCAGAUCAGUUUCCAGUGACAGAUUCAAAACAUCCCUCUUCUGGCAAUGCAGGACCAGCAAAACCCCAGACUCCAUUCAACCUGUUUCUUGCUGAUCGAAUGAAAAGAAGUGAAUAUGCAGGACUUGAAAAGAAAGAUUCAUUGGAGAAAGCUAGAAAACAGUGGAAUGCUCUCUCAGAUGGCAAGCGAAUUAAAUGGAUAAGAAAAGCAGUCCAGGAAGAACAAAAAUUUUCUGAGGAUGUAGCAGGUUACCUUCAAUCCCAUCCAGACUUUAAACCUAACCCUGUUAAAAAUGUUCUAAGUAAAGCGGAAAAAGAAUUAAAAGAUCGUUAUGAUGGAAAACCUGAACGCCCUCCAAACUCUGGAUAUAGCCUUUUUUCCCGAAUCAUGUUAUGUGAACUUAAGGAUGUCCCCUCCAAAGAGAAGAUGGCAGAAAUCUCCAAAAGAUGGAAACUUCUUAGUGAUUCCCAACGAGACUUCUACAACAAACAAGCUCAAAAGGCAAAUGCUAAGUACAAGGAAAAGUAUGCAAUAUACUUAAACAGUUUAUCUGAAGAGGAAAGACAGAGAGUGUUAACAGAGAACAAAACUCCAAAAAAGAAAAACACAGAUACCACACCCAAUGGCAACAUAAUCAAAGGAAAAACGUUAGACUCAGUUUCAGCUUUUGAUGAUAAAGAUGACAAGUCCAAGAAACCAACAACUCCCCUUACCUGUUAUCAACAAGAAAAGUUUCAGUCGGCAAAAACCAAAAACCCAGAAAUGUCGAAAGCUGAUUUACUGAAAUUAUUAAGUAAAGAGUUUAAAGAGCUCACUGAAAAGAAAAAGGAGAAAUACAAACGAAUGGCAGAAGAAGCCAAGAAACAAUCAUUUGAGACAAAUGGGAUAAAGGGAAAGGAGGCUGGACUGGAAUGUCCCAUCUCUAGGAAAGGUUUGUUCAAGGGUGAACCCAAGAAACCUCCACAGAGUGGAUAUGGAGUCUUCUCCUCAGAAAUGCUCAGCAUUCUGACAGAAGUGGAUCCAAAAAAUAGAAUGGCAGAAAUUGCCAAGCGUUGGAAGGCCAUGUUAAAUAGAGAUAGAGAGAAGUACAAGAAGCGAUCUCAAGAUUUAAUGCAGAAGUACAAUAAAGAGCUUCAGAAAUUUUUGGCUGGACUUUCUCCUGAAGAUCGAGAAUUAUAUGAUCAGGUGCGUUCUAAGAAAAGAAAGGUCGAUAAUAAAACUGCUCAGCCAUCCAAAACCGCAAAACAACAAGAUGAGAAGACAGUUUCAACCCAAAAGGAAGAAAGUGAAUCUGAAAGUUCAGAUGAGGAGGAAUCAUCAUCUGGAGAUGAUAAUGAUGAGGGUGAUGCCCAGGAUGAGCAAUCUGGAGAUUCUGAUGGUGAGUCUGAUUCAGGUUCAGAAGAAUCGGGGAGUGAAUCUGAUGAUGAUGAUGAUGACGACGACGAUGAUGAUGAUUCAGAUGAUGAUGACAAUGAAGAAGAUAAAAAAAAGGAAGGAAAAGAAGAUAGCAGCUCUGAAGACAGUGACAGUGACAGCGAGAGUGGAAGUGGUUCUAGUGAUGACAGUAGCGAAUCUGGAUCUGAGAGUGAGAAAGAAUGAAAUUUGGUAUAUCAGAGAAAGAAAGUAUAAACACUGAGAUAAUGUUGAAACUUUUUGACUAAAAUGAAGUAAAAGUGCCUUGGGCAACUUUAAAACGGUAUUGUAUCCAUUUUUAGAUGAAGUGAAACCUUGAAUAUCCUUUACCACCAUUCUUCUCAUACCAGUAAUAGAAAAGUCUAAUUAAAACUACUAUACUCUAGAAACUGGAAUUCUUCCUAGACAAAAACAAGCAGUUGGGAUUUUUUUAAGAAAUAUUAUGAUAUAAUGAAUGCCCUAAAAAAAUUUGGGAUUUUGUGUUGAAUAUUUCAACAAAUUGUAUCAACCAGGAUUUAAUCCAGAAAAUACCAACUGGACAAAGUUAGGAUUCUCCUACUACACGUUGUGUUUAACGGAACAUAUUGCAUACAGAAGAAAAUUCUGUAGUGGCAAUUAAAAUAUGACAAGUGGUAUAAGGCCUUAGUUGUGGUAUGCACAAAAAUAAUUGAUGGUGAAGGAUUAUCUAUGGUAGGUAGCUGCAUUUCAUCAGCAGUUUCCUUGCAAGUUGUUAAAUACAUUAUAAGAAGAAUGAACACAUCCAUCUAUCCCAAACUGUUUUUCAUACCUUACCUCACUACCUGUUUGAAACUAUCAAACAUCCUAGCUUUUAAAAGAUACACAACUUUUAUGAUUGUGGUCACUCUUUCUAUGUCAGAGGUAUUUUUGCACCUUUAUACUGAUGGCACAUCUCCCCUUAUUAACAGAAUAUAUAUAUAUAUAUGUCUAUAGGUGAAAUAUUUUUUUGCAGAUUUUCUUUUGAAAUUUUAAACAGAUCUUGUGAUCUUUAUCUAGCAAGUUCAACAGAGAAAAAAAAAAAGAGUAAUUGAUCAGGAGUUGUUGAAUGUCUAACUGUUGCUGUGGAUGAAAUAAGACAAUAUAAUAAACUUGUCACGUUUGUCUCUUGUUGCUUAUUGCUUGUGUGGUUUGUUUAUGAAUUGGACCAGAAUAGUGUAAUCUUUAAUGUGCCAUCUUGUUUCAGUGUUAUCAAACUUCUACGUUUCAUAUGUGUAGUGGAAGUUGGGCUGAACACAUAAGCUAAAAAAAAAUGUCUAAUGUCCAGAUUUGCAGAUUUUUAGAUGAAAGUGUGUUAUCUUCUUCAUGUUUUUAAUUCAUAGGUCUUACAGUACUUUCUUCUGGUUGCUUUGUUUUUGUACACAACCACAGCUGGUUUGUAUUUGAACCAGCAUAUUGAUUAAAUAAAAACUUGUUAACUUCUCA